This is a messenger RNA of Physella acuta, 3467 nucleotides long. Its product is annotated as filaggrin-2. Gene Ontology annotation, molecular function: RNA binding. The record is from RefSeq and is a predicted model, not a curated record. Lineage: Eukaryota; Metazoa; Mollusca; Gastropoda; Physidae.
AAACAAAAAUCUGGCAACCGGUGUAACAAAAAAAACUAGGCUGUGCUUCAUCGUUGUACUUCAGAAGAAAUUUGUUGUAGUCACUUUAUCAAAAUUUAUAGAAAAAUCGUCUACGAAGCUUACCGCAUCUCAACAUGUCUGAGGGUUGUGUUGUAAGGCUUCGUGGUCUACCUUGGUCAACUAAACCAGAUGAAAUUUUGCACUUCCUAAGAGAAUGUACCAUAGCUGGGGGUGAAGAAGGAAUCCAUUUUACAUAUUCAAGAGAAGGCAGGCCUAGUGGUGAAGCUUUUGUUGAACUCGAAUCAGAAGAUGAUGUAAGAAAUGCCCUUGCACAAAACAAUGAACAUAUUGGUAACAGAUACAUCGAGGUUUUCAGGGUAGAUAGAUCUGAAAUGGAAUGGAUGAUUAAAAGAGCUGGUGCCAGUGUUGCAGGAGGAAUGGCUGAAGCUGUUGUUAAACUUCGUGGUUUGCCAUUUGGUUGCUCAAAAGAGGAAAUAGCACAAUUUUUUACAGGGUUGGAGAUAGUUCCAAAUGGAAUUAUGCUCCCUGAAGAUCGUCAGGGGAGGAGCACAGGGGAGGCAUUUGUACAAUUUGCAUCAUCGUCAAUAGCAGAGAGGGCUUUGGAAAAACACAAAGAAAGGAUAGGUCACAGGUACAUUGAAAUUUUUAAAAGCAGCAUGUCUGAGGCUAAUGCAGCAGGUGGCGUGCGUGCUGGUAUUCGUCCACUUAUGGCUGGUGGUAUGCCAGCUCGGCCUGGGCCAUAUGAUAGGGGAGACAGAUUUGGUAUGGGUGGCAUGGGAAUGGGUGGCAUGGGAUAUGGACGAGGAAGGAAUCGCAAUUUGAAAGGUCUUUAUGAUGAUGAUUUUGAUGAUUAUGGAUUUGGAGGUGGAAUGGGAUUUGGUAUGCGUAAUCGUCGUGGGGGAAUGGCUAUGAUGAGGAAUAACAGACAAAUGAACAUGGAUUUUAUGGAGCGUCGUAGUAUGCAGCCUGGGUCCUGUUACAUCAGUAAAACUGGUCAUUCUGUACAUAUGAGGGGUCUGCCUUUUCAGGCUCUGGAACAAGAUGUUUUUGAUUUUUUUUCACCAAUCCAACCUGUACGUUGUGAGUUUGAGUUUGGAGAUAAUGGAAGACCUACUGGGGAGGCAAAUGUGGAUUUUGCCACACACCAAGAGGCUGUAGAGGCCAUGAAAAAACACAAAUCUAAUAUGCAGCAUCGCUAUAUUGAACUGUUUUUAAAUUCUGAGCCGAACAUGCGAAGUGGAGGCAAUGGAGGCUAUGGUAAUGGCUUGGGCAGUGGGUUUGCAGCAGGAAACUUGGGAUCAGGGAAUGGCUACAAUGAUGACAUUGGCUUUGGUGCAAAUGGAAACUCAAACUCUAGUUUUAAUGGAGGUUAUAGUGGAGGGCAAUCUUCAUUUGGUGGAAACCAGGGUGGAUUCAGCAACCAAAGUGGUGGUGGCUUUGGAAAUGGAAAUGGAUUUGGAGGUGGCAGCUUCGGAAGUGGAGGAUCAAUGAGCAAUUAUGACAUGGCUGGAGGUUAUGGCGAUGGAAUGAGCACUGGAGGCGGAGUUUUCCUUCAACAAGCGUGUGGUUGGCUUUUAUCUGGACAGCGACAAAUACGUUUACGUAAAGUUGCAAUGUCUAAAGACCAAGGUUAUGUAGUGAGACUCAGGGGCCUUCCAUGGUCCACAAAAGCAGAAGAAGUUGUUCAUUUUUUAAGAGAAUGUGAAAUUGUUGGUGGGGACAAAGGUGUUCACUUUACUUAUUCAAGAGAAGGACGUCCAAGUGGAGAGGCUUUUGUUGAACUUGCUUCAGAAGAUGAUGUUACAAAUGCUCUGGCUCAAAAUAAUGAGCAUAUUGGAAACAGAUAUAUUGAAGUUUUCAGAGUAGACAGAUCAGAAAUGGAGUGGAUGAUCAAACGAGCAGGGGCUGGAGUCUCACAAAAUCAAGGGAUGUCAGAUGCUGUUGUCAAACUUAGGGGCUUACCCUUUGGUUGCUCCAAGGAGGAAAUUGCUCAAUUUUUUACUGGGUUGGAGAUAGUUCCAAAUGGAAUUAUGCUCCCUGAAGAUCGUCAGGGGAGGAGCACAGGGGAGGCAUUUGUACAAUUUGCAUCAUCGUCAAUAGCAGAGAGGGCUUUGGAAAAACACAAAGAAAGGAUAGGUCACAGAUACAUCGAGAUCUUCAAAAGUAGCAUGUCAGAAGCCAAUGCUGCUGGUGGAAUGAUUCGAGGAAUUCGCCCUCUAAUGGCUGGAGGCAUGCCAAUGAGACCAGGACCUUAUGACAGGGGAGACAGAUUCGGAAUGGGCAUGGGCAUGAUGGGAAUGUCCUAUGGAAGAGGGAGAGGCAGAAAUUUAAAGGGUUUCUUUGAAGAUGACUAUGAUGAUUUUAAUUUUGGAGGGGGCAUGGGAUUUGGAAUGCGAAACAGACGUGCUGCUGGUGGAUUUUUUGAGGAUGACUAUGAUGAUUUUGGCUUUAAUGGUGGUAUGGGGUUCGGCAUGCGUAAUCGUCGUGGAGGUUUAGGACCCAUUAGAGGGGGAGGAGGAGGCGGAGGUGGUAGAGGCAUGGAUAUGGGAAUGGCAGAACGCCGUGGAAUGCAACCAGGAGCUUGCUAUGUCAGCAAAACAGGACACUCCGUUCACAUGAGAGGCCUCCCUUUUCAAGCUUUGGAGCAGGAUGUUUUUGAUUUUUUUUCACCAAUCCAACCUGUACGUUGUGAGUUUGAGUUUGGAGAUAAUGGAAGACCUACUGGGGAGGCAAAUGUGGAUUUUGCCACACACCAAGAGGCUGUAGAGGCCAUGAAAAAACACAAAUCUAAUAUGCAACACAGAUACAUAGAGUUGUUCCUGAACUCUGAACAGAAUAUUCGUAGUUCUGGAGGUGGUGGUGGUUAUGGCAACAAUAUGGCUGGGGGCUUUGGUGGUGGAAACAUGGGAUCUGGAAACGGCUACAAUGAUGACAUGAGUGGUUCAGGUUUUGGCCAUGGAUUAGGGUCAGGGUUUGCUGGAAAUAGUGGCAACUAUGGCAGCGGACUAGGAAAUCAGUCAAAUUAUGGGGGCAAUCAAGGAGGAUCUGGUUUUGGAAAUCAAGGAGGAUCUGGUUUCGGAACUGGAGGUAGAGGAAUGAACAACUAUGAAAUGGGAGGUGGAGGUUAUGGAGAUGGGAUGAUGGGAGGUGGCAGUGGUGGAAUGAUGGGAAACAACUACACUGCAUUUUGAUCACCUAUUGGAAACAUGUCUGUCUAUCUGUGGAGAUUGAAUGGAGAAUGUUGUUCACUUCCUUGGUAUCAUUCUUGAAAACUUCUGAUGAAUUCCACAUUUUGUGUCUGAGACAUAAUGUCAUACCAGCAGCGGUACUGAGUUAGGUACAGCAAGUCUGUAUAGUUUUUAAAGAUCACCACAUUGAGCGCUCAUCCACAGAAAUGUGUAUAUGCAUCUUUUUUACCAUUUGUAUAUACUUCAUGGAAUAAACUU